Daucus carota subsp. sativus is the source of this 619-nucleotide messenger RNA. RefSeq lists its product as uncharacterized. NCBI's taxonomy places the organism in Eukaryota, Viridiplantae, Streptophyta, Magnoliopsida, Apiales, Apiaceae. The transcript is spliced from 2 exons. The record is from RefSeq and is a predicted model, not a curated record. The coding region runs from base 133 to 471 and encodes 112 amino acids.
AUAAUACACAAGACUACCAGAAAUACAAUAAAAUACUAUCCAUAAAUCUCGAAUAUUAGUAGUAUAAAAUUCAUGUUACUAUGCACUAGCUUCGAAUCCAGAGAACUUUUAUUUUAAAAAAAACUUUGUGCGAUGGAAGGAACUGCUGAAGAGGGGAAGGUGGUGGUGGUGAGUAGAGAGGAAAGAGACGGUGCUUAUGGUGAUUACAGUUGCGGUAAUAUACUGCUUUGCAAGUAUCCCUUGCAUGAAGUUGUGAGAGCUUUGUUCUUCAAGUGUUUUGGUUUUGAAACUAGUCAUCAACCAGCUGCUGUAAAAGAGACAGAGCCUUCAACAACUGAGCCUGUUUCUUCGUCUGCUGAUCCUGGACCAACUGUGACUUCUGGAGACAUGGCGAUGCGUUUCCGACCGCCUCCAAGAAGACCGGUCACCAGAGGAAGUGGACCUGAGACUAAUUCUACAGGAAGUGCUUGAGCUAGUUUUAUCUCAAUAAUAGUAGUAAAAGUUUUUUUGUUUUUGUUUUUAUGUGCUUGGAUUCAAUUUGCAAUAAUGUCGCUGCCCAGUUUAAUUGAUGGUAUGUCUUGAAUUAUGCUCAGCACUCUUAAGUCUUAACUUGAAUGUA